AUGUCGGUCCCAAGCCCGGAUAAAUGGGGAGGGGUGAGAAAAAAAAUAGCAAACUACCUCACUAUUUUGCUGAAAUACCUUAUGGAUCAGUACAAUAAAAUAAGUUCAGAUAUGGUGCUGGAAAGACUCCCGCCUGCUGAUGUGGCUCCGAGCAAAAGGAAGCAUCUACGUUUUACAACAACUAUUCACAAUAUCGGCACAUGGAAUGUUCGCGGCAUGAACAUAGGCAAACUCGAAAUCAUCAAGCAAGAAAUGCAACGACUUCAUAUCGAUCUGUUGGGCAUCAGCGAGCUUUACUGGACGGGUAAUGGAUUUUUUAAAAGCGAUGAAUACACCGUCGUCUACUGUGGAAACGACACCAUCAAACGCAAUGGAGUGGCAUUCAUCGCAACAAAAGCAGUCAACAAAGCCGUAUACUCUUUUAACAUUGCUAGCGAUCGAAUUAUAUCCAUAACCAUCACUGGAAGCCUCCGCUCAAUCACGGUUCUACAAGCAUAUGCACCAACAGCAGAUGCACCAGAGAAAGACAUCGAAGAUAUCUAUACCAAACUCCAAGAGACAAUCGACUAG
Molecule: messenger RNA, 570 nt
Organism: Helobdella robusta
Lineage: Eukaryota; Metazoa; Annelida; Clitellata; Rhynchobdellida; Glossiphoniidae
Exons: 2
Coding region: 1-570 (189 amino acids)
Source: RefSeq, a predicted model, not a curated record